AAGGAGAAGCGGCAGAGCGCCACGCGGUUCACCUCCAACAGCAAUCGAGAGCUGCAGAAACUGCCAUCUUUAAAAGAUGUUCCUCCUGCUGAUCAAGAGAAGCUUUUCAUCCAGAAGUUACGUCAGUGUUGUGUCCUCUUUGACUUUGUUUCCGACCCACUCAGUGACCUAAAGUGGAAGGAAGUGAAACGAGCCGCGUUGAGUGAAAUGGUGGAGUACAUCACCCACAACCGGAACGUCAUCACAGAGCCAAUCUACCCCGAAGUAGUCCAUAUGUUUGCAGUUAACAUGUUUCGAACAUUACCACCUUCCUCCAAUCCCACGGGAGCAGAAUUUGACCCCGAGGAAGACGAGCCCACGUUAGAAGCAGCCUGGCCUCAUCUACAGCUCGUUUAUGAAUUUUUCUUAAGAUUUUUAGAGUCUCCAGAUUUCCAACCUAAUAUAGCGAAGAAAUAUAUUGACCAGAAGUUUGUAUUGCAGCUUUUAGAGCUCUUUGACAGUGAAGACCCGAGAGAGAGAGAUUUUCUCAAAACCACCCUUCACAGAAUCUAUGGGAAAUUCCUAGGCUUAAGAGCGUACAUCAGAAAACAGAUAAAUAAUAUAUUUUAUAGGUUUAUUUAUGAAACAGAACACCACAAUGGCAUAGCAGAAUUACUGGAAAUAUUGGGAAGUAUAAUCAAUGGAUUUGCCUUACCGCUGAAAGAAGAGCACAAGAUUUUCUUACUGAAGGUGCUGCUGCCUUUGCACAAAGUGAAGUCUCUGAGCGUGUACCACCCUCAGCUGGCGUACUGUGUCGUGCAGUUUUUGGAAAAGGACAGCACCCUCACUGAACCUGUGGUGAUGGCACUUCUCAAAUACUGGCCAAAGACGCACAGUCCGAAAGAAGUCAUGUUCCUCAACGAGCUGGAGGAGAUCCUCGACGUGAUCGAGCCCUCGGAGUUCGUCAAGGUCAUGGAGCCUCUCUUCAGGCAGUUGGCCAAGUGUGUGUCCAGCCCACACUUCCAGGUGGCAGAGCGGGCGCUGUAUUACUGGAAUAACGAGUACAUCAUGAGUUUGAUCAGCGACAACGCAGCCAAAAUCCUACCCAUCAUGUUUCCGUCCUUGUACCGCAACUCAAAGACCCACUGGAACAAGACGAUCCACGGCCUGAUCUACAACGCGCUGAAGCUCUUCAUGGAGAUGAACCAAAAACUCUUUGACGACUGCACGCAGCAGUUCAAGGCCGAGAAGCUCAAAGAGAAGCUAAAAAUGAAAGAACGAGAAGAAGCGUGGGUUAAAAUAGAGAAUCUAGCCAAAGCCAAUCCCCAGUACACAGUGUAUAGACAAGCCAGCACCCAGAGCAUGCCGGUCGCAAUGGAGACAGACGGGCCCUUAUUUGAAGAUGUGCAGAUGGUGAGAAAGACAGUGAGCGAGGACCCUCGCCAGGCACAGAAAGACCCGAAGAAGGACCGUGGGCUGAUGCGUCGCAAGUCGGAGCUGCCUCAGGACCCCUACACCAAGAAAGCCUUGGACGCCCACUGCAGAGCCAGCGAGCUGCUGGCCCAGGACGGCCACUAG
This is a messenger RNA of Elephantulus edwardii (Cape elephant shrew), 1557 nucleotides long. It is a transcript of the gene PPP2R5C, whose product is annotated as protein phosphatase 2, regulatory subunit B', gamma. Gene Ontology annotation, cellular component: cytosol; nucleus; protein phosphatase type 2A complex. Gene Ontology annotation, biological process: protein dephosphorylation; signal transduction. Gene Ontology annotation, molecular function: protein phosphatase activator activity. The transcript has 14 exons. Bases 208 to 1557 code for a protein of 449 amino acids. Lineage: Eukaryota; Metazoa; Chordata; Mammalia; Macroscelidea; Macroscelididae. The record is from RefSeq and is a predicted model, not a curated record.